Lottia gigantea (owl limpet) is the source of this 2850-nucleotide messenger RNA. RefSeq lists its product as hypothetical. The transcript is spliced from 18 exons. The coding region runs from base 17 to 2830 and encodes 937 amino acids. The record is from RefSeq and is a predicted model, not a curated record. NCBI's taxonomy places the organism in Eukaryota, Metazoa, Mollusca, Gastropoda, Lottiidae.
CUCACAAGAAGACACUAUGUUGAGGCUAGCGAGGGUGUGUUGUAUUUUGACGAUUCUUGCCACGUUUGUUGAUAGCAGAUAUGCAAAUAAAGAAAUUGAUGAUUAUAGAAGUUUUGACCCGGAAGAAUAUUUAAGAGCUCGAGAGGAAAAUGAAUAUGGAAUGUUUGACUUAGAUGGUUUUUAUGAACGAACAUACGAUGAAGAUUUCGGCUCUCCGUAUGAUGAAGACUUCGGCUCUCCGUAUGAUGAAGAUGAUAACGAAAGGGAAAUGAGAGACUUUUUUGAAGAAUUAGCCAAGGCAGAGCUAGGCAAUGAUGCACAGAAGGAGCUUCCCUCAACAGACAAACGUCACAAAGAUCACGAUCAUGACCACAAUCAUGAUCAUCACGAUCAUGACCAUGAUCACGAUCAUGAUCAUGAUCAUGAUCACCACCACCACUACGAUCAUCACGAUCACCAUCACCAUCACCGUCAUCACGACAAUUUCCAUCUACCAUAUUAUUUUGAAGACUUGAUAGAAAGGAGUCACUGUUUUGAUUUUGCAUACGUUUUUGGACAUCAUCUCUUAAAGUUUCCGGAUAUAUCUAACUUUGUACGAAAUACAGCUGUAUUUGAUCUUGGAUUUUCGGACAUUGCGGAACAAGCUAUCACAAGUUUGCGACUGGUUCCACAACCUCGUUUGGUUGCUAAAGAAAUGAUGCACAGAUUGGUUGUUCGUAUAUUAAAAGAUUUAGAUGGAUGCCCGGCUACUAAAGUCCACCAAGCAAUUGUUUAUGGAUUGUCUAAGGCUAUGGAACAGUAUACCACUAAGUAUAGAGACCAAAUCUGCCAAUUUAGCGAUGACCUGGAUGCAGUUUCGACAUACAUUGGUCCAAAGCGUGUUUUUGAUGAAUUUAAACGAAACAUAUUUUAUCAAUUGAUGGCUAUGAUCUCUACUGCUGGAUAUGAAGACUUGUUUGAAGAUUUGUCAGAAAUGGAAGACGGACUAGAAGAGAAACUAAGCACUUCUUUAAACGAAACCAGGCAACUAGCUAUCGGCGAUCUUGAACCACUGAUGACUGAACAUUUAAAGCCCACUCUUGGAUGUCAAGAUGAAUUAAGCGUUCACGAGUUGAUCAGGACCAUUCACACCAAAUUGCAGAGUCUAGUUAAUGGUAUUCCUCUAGACGAAAUCUUACCUGAGGUACAAGGACCAAUGGAACCCUAUUUUGAUAACUCGACAAUCUAUUAUGUAGCCCGUCUCAUCCAACAAGUCGGAACCCCAUUAGUUAAUGAAAUCAUGAGUGUAUAUGGUGCUUUUGUAAACAAUGACGUAGACUUCCUUCUUAAUAACCAAAUCAUAGAACCCGAAAUGAAAGAUGGACUUGAAAGAAUUUUGGAAUUUAUUUCAGACAUAGACUUGAGUGCAAAUGCAAACGUUGAUGUGAAUGCCACUAAUACCCGUUCUGCACCAAAGAAGAGAAGUGUUAAUUCAAAUUUAUUGCACCGGUUGAUCAGCCUUUUGAAAGAAAAGGAGUUAUCGCCGCAGAUGAAGAGGAAUGGUUCUAGUUCCCGAAGUUCAGACAGCACCGAUAGUCCUGACGAUUACAGCACGAGCACUACUGAAAGUUAUAAUUCCACCUCCACUAGGGAUGCUGGUUAUACGAACGAGCCAACUACACCGGAGACGACGAUCCUUCCUCAAUGUAGAGCCCUUAUUGGUGAACAGAAUGAAUUCCCUAGUCCUAGUCCUUGCUUCAACUUUGGAAGAGCAGUAUCCGAAAUACUAAGUGGAUUUCCAGCAAUGGACGGGCAACAGCCAGCAACGGAGGUUUCAAUAAACCCAGAAGACCUUCAAGGAGCGAUAGAACAAUCACUGACCGCAUACAGAAUUUUCAACGAUGCAGACUCGUCUGCUAAUGUAUUGAUAUUUUCUGUUAGUAAACUGAUAUUGGAACAGCGAAAGAAAUGUCCUGCAACCAUGUUGAAGAGAGCUCUUUUCUAUAUCGUCGCCAGAUCGUUGGAUAUUUAUGAAAGCGAGAAGCUUGAAUCUAUACAAGAACUAGCCGAGAAAGUUGGAAAUUCGGAAUUGGAGCAAGUGAUAGAUCGAUCAAAUAGAUUUGCCAUUGGUUUUCUCUUAUCCGAAAUACGAGAGCACGCGUUUGCAAAUACAUCUCACCACAUGAGGGAUUUAUUUGUCAAUGUAAGCAAAGUUUUAUCUGAACCGAAUGUAUCUACCAAAAAAAUAGAAAGAGUAAUUGCAAUGGACGAACCUGCAAAAUGGACUUUCCAGUGUAACAACCACGUACACGUGCGAAAUCUGUUAGAAACUAUCAAGGGAUCGAUUGAACACCUGAUCCACGAUCACCAUCUCCCAAUCCCUCAUCUGAUAAAUGGUUUAGAAUUGCCAGAACACACCAGGGAACAAGUACAGAAAAUUGUGUCCAGUUCCUUAACGGGGUUCGUUGAACGGGUUGAUAGUAUCUUUAUGGCAGUUUUGAAAGACAGAAAUUUCCUGGUAGAUCAAAACAUUCUAACUAGUGAACAGGUAGACUAUUUAGAUACAAUUAUAUUUGAAAUUGGAGGUGAAUUAUUGCCCUCAUUUGUGUCCCCAGUCACAGAAAAUGAGAUGAUCGCAUUGAAGGAACUUCAAGAGGCCCUGAUAAAUGAUGCUUCCGGUCCAGACAUUAAGGAAAGAAUUCAGUUCCUUGUCUUUCAAAGGUGUAAAGAACUAAAGAACGUGCACAUACACUUGUCAGAUGAAGAUGUACGGGAAUUCUUCGAGAAUUGCAACACUUUAAAUGCUAGACUAUCGGUUGACACAGAUGCAAAUUUCUCGAUCCGUAAAUAAAGCUUUUCAUCUGGAUUUAA